GUUUAUUAACUUGUGUUUUUUUAUAUAUCCGCCAUCCGUGCAGACUCUAUAUCGGCGUCUGAGCGGGUUUGAAGGUUCUUAAGACUUCGUACCACACGCUGUUACGACAUAAACCGAGACUAUGGCGGGAAGAGUUGCUUUAGCUGUCAUCACAUUCUUUGCAGUGAUAUCUACGGCUAAUGGUCAGGUGGAUUUGUUUGACUGCGACAGCAGACCAACCCAAAAGUGCACAGAUGGCGCCACUUGUAAUACGACGACAAAACUGUGUACCGGAUGUCAAACGAAAAAUGGUUACGCUUGUGAAGCCAAUGCCCCAGACGCAGCCAACGCUACUGACUGCCAGGCUGCGCCUUGUGAAAACGGCGGAACCUGUCUCCAAGGAGGGGGGUGUCGCUGCACCCCUGCCUACACUGGUGCGACCUGCGCUACAGAAACCGUCUUACUGACUUGCGCGGGAAAUCCACCCUCCGAUACCGACGCAAUGGUCCUUGACGUCACCAAACUCGUUGGGGCAAAUGAAUCGCAAAUCAUUGUAGAGGGCGCUAACAGCAGUAACACGGACGAUGACCGAUGUUUUGGAAGCUCCGGACAACCACUGAAUAUGACCAACAUAGACACAGCUAGGGCUACUACUACGUGUCCUAAUGCUAUGAAGAUAACACUGAAUGGAAACGCAGUCUACUCUAGAACGUUUCUGGUUCGUUUCAAACACGGCAUGACAAGCUUCACUACCGAUUUCAAGGUCAAGGCCGAAUGUGGUCCGUCGGGGUCAAAGGUCACAGUUACAGUGCCAGCGUUCAUUAGUGAUGGGGACACACCCAAUUUGCCCGUGCAAGACGUCGGUCAAACGGUUGCUGGCGCGAAUGUUACAAUGACUCUUUCGAUUGGUGGAAGUCCUUUGACUCAAGGAAAUACGUACACAUUAACGGACACAAUUCAAGUGAAAAUUGCCCUGAACCUCAACGACUCAGCCUUUGUCGCUAUCCGCCUGGAGUCGUUUACAGUUGACAACGGACACACACCUCUAACAACUAUUGACCUAAUUAAAAAUUCAUGUCCGACCGGUGAUUCGAAGGUGGUUAUGAAGACUAUGCCGUCUCGCCUUACCGACAACGAGGUCGUUUUCGACACGGCCCCCGUGAUCAUCGACCCGACAGUGAAGAACGCCUACACCGCCGUCGUGCUGGUCUGCAGAAACCAGGACAAGCAGAAGUGUGACCCGGUUGCCUGCGACUCUGGUAACCCGUCUGGGUUUGGACGGCGACGGAAGCGAGAGGAGCCCGCCGACACAGCAACUCUGAACGUCCAGUUCAGUGUCGACGAGAAGAACUCAAUCAAGAGAGCGAUAAACGACAUCAAAGACAACAUCAACAACCAGGAAGUCUGCGUUCUCAGCAGCGAGAUGACGGCCACACUGGUUGCCAUGGCGAUCGCCAUCUUGCUGCUGCUGGCCGUGGUGCUGGUGUUGAUCGUACGGGCGAUCAUGUCGUAUCGUCGCCAGACGACGAUCUACCAGCACAACCCGCUGCAGGACUCCACGUCCGCCGUCAGUCUACCCAAGCUGGUCAGCACGGGCUACUAACACUGGCUGCCAAGACGGCGUCAAGCUACGAUUUCGUGGCCGUGACAUUAAAGGCAUACUGUCACGGAUUUAAGGACCUUAUUUCUCUAAAAUGGAUAAUAAAUAAAAAUUACAUUAAUUGUUGGAAACCAAAUCUAGCUAUCGCCUCACCUUAACUGAACCAUGAUGGA
Messenger RNA from Gigantopelta aegis, 1752 nucleotides. RefSeq lists its product as uncharacterized. The record is from RefSeq and is a predicted model, not a curated record. Bases 122 to 1582 code for a protein of 486 amino acids. Lineage: Eukaryota; Metazoa; Mollusca; Gastropoda; Neomphalida; Peltospiridae. The transcript has 11 exons.